This is a messenger RNA of Dovyalis caffra, 2715 nucleotides long. The record is from the annotation of a GenBank genome assembly. NCBI's taxonomy places the organism in Eukaryota, Viridiplantae, Streptophyta, Magnoliopsida, Malpighiales, Salicaceae.
AUGUCAAGAGAAUCUGAAUCCAAAAGAAGGUCACCAAGUGUUAUUGCCAGAUUGAUGGGCCUUGAUGGGUUACCACAACAGCAAUCUUCUCAUAAACAACAAAAGAAGUCCUUGGAGAACUACACACAAAGGACGGUAUUGGCAGAGAAAGCUCAAAGAAACAAUGCAUCGUAUGGUCGGCGGUCAUCCAGAAAAAGCUCCAAAGAUGAGCAAGAAUUUAAAGAUGUAUUUGAAGUUUUAGACUCAUCAAAGAUGGAUAGUAGUAGUUACUCAUCACGGGGAACUGCACGCUCAAAGCUCACAGCAGCUGAGAUGGCAUUCAUUGAGCAGAAAUUCAUGGAUGCUAAACGGCUUUCAACUGAUGAAAAACUUCAUAAUUCAAAGGAAUUUCAUGAUGCUAUCGAGGAUCUGGACUCCAACAAGGAUCUUUUGCUGAAAUAUCUUCAGCAGCCAGAUUCUUUGUUCACAAAGCAUCUGAAUGAUCUACAAGGUGUCUCUCCACAAUCCCAUUGUGGUCGGUCUCGCAUAUCAGCAAUGAAGCCAUCACAUCCUCCACACUGUGGGAGCAGUGGCCUAGUUUGCAAUAUAGAGAGAGAAACCCCAUUGAAGAAUCGAAGAAAACCCCAUGCUGAUCCUGCUAGCCACUCUUAUAGCAAGCAUGAACCUCAAAAUCCAGUUAAGUUGUCAAAAAUUCAACUGGAUCAGAAAGAUGAGUCCACCAUUCUCCCUACAAGGAUUGUUGUUCUGAAACCAAAUCUUGGGAAAAUACAGAAUUCUACAAGAAAAACUUCAUCACCUCAAUCCUCUCAUGUUUCGCCUUCAUAUUGUAGGAAACACACUGAAACUCCUGGUACCAAGAACAGGGAGGUGGUGUCAUGCAGAGCGAAAAAGUUUCCUGAUGAUGCAGGGCCCUCAAGGUAUAAGUCUAGAGAAUCUAGAGAAAUUGCAAAGGAAAUAACUAGGCAAAUGAGAGAAAAUCUUGGCAAUGGCUCCAUGAAUUUUUCAACAUCUGGUUUUAGAGGGUAUGCAGGGGAUGAGAGUUCAUCAAACAUGUCUGAAAAUGAGUCUGCUAAUGAAUCAGAGGAGACUUCCAGAAAUUCCAUUGAUUGGAGUAACCGGUACAGACCUUCAUCAUCAUGCUCUAAUGAGUCAUCAGUGAGCAGAGAGGCCAGGAAGAGACUCUCAGAGAGGUGGAAAAUGACUCAUAAGUCUGUGGACAUGGGAAUCGUUAGUCGGAGCAGCACACUAGGUGAAAUGCUUGCUAUCCCUGAUUCGGAAAAAAGGCCUGGAAAUUCUGAUCCCAUGAUCUGUAAAAAAGUAUUCAGUGAUAAAGUUGAUCGCAAUCAUGGAGCAGUUAGGUGGGAUGAACCUUUGGGUAUUAGCAGCAGGGAAGGUUGGAAGGAUGUUGAUAGCAGAAAUCUAUCAAGAUCAAGGUCUGUGCCUGCUUCAUCGACUGUUAUCAGCAGUCCUAGACUUGGCAUGCACCAUGAAAAUGUAUGCGAUGACAGAUAUAUAAUCCCAAAACCAGUGAUCCAGCAGGAAAGAAACAGAACAAUAGAAGGCAAUUUCAAUAAGAGAGAGUGUUCCCCUUCUAGAAAUUCCAGAUCUCGUGCUAAGAAAUCUCACAUGUCUAGCUGCUCAUAUAGAGAUCACAGCGACACGUCCCUGGAAAUUAACUUCAGCCUGGAUCAAGAGCAGAGCGAGAUUGCAGAAGAUGAUUCACUGAAACAAAUUUGUACUGUUUCUGAGACACCAGCUUCUAUUGUCGCAGAUACAAGUUCAGUUGUUGAAAGUGUGGUAGAUGUGGCAAUUGAGAACAAAGCCAUGCCUUCUAAGCCUAUUGACCGAGAACCAUCAACUUAUAUAUUGGUAAAAGGCAAUUCCUCUGCUAGUGAUCUAGAAGUUUCAAGUUCACAGCAACCAUUAAAUGGGCCAUCCGAGAAAGGUUCAAUUCCCCUGCAGGGCCCUGUAGCCGAAGUAGAAUCUCCAGCAAGCUCGAAGGAGGCUGAUCAACCCAGUCCUGUCUCAGUUCUUGAAACUCCUUUUCCAGAUGACCUGUCAUCUGGUUCUGAGUGCUUUGAGGGUCUCAGCGCUGACCUGAAUGGACUUCGGAUGCAGCUUCAACUACUUAGGUUGGAGUCAGAAGCAUAUGAGGAAGGAACCAUGCUCAUCUCAAGUGAUGAAGAUGUCGAGGAAGGCUCUAUUGUACUUACAGAAGAGAGAAAAAUAGCUGAGGAGAGCAGGGAAUUUUCCUACAUAGGAGAUGUAUUGAUGGACUCCGGUAUUAAUGAUGCUGACCCUGAUACUUUGCUGAGUGCAUUGCAUUCCCCAGAAUGUCCGGUCAAUCCUUCGAUAUUUGAAGAACUUGAGAAGAAGUACUGUAAUCAUGCAUCUUGGCCAAGGUCUGAAAGGAAGCUGCUGUUUGACCGCCUAAAUUUAGCUCUUCUGAUGAUUUACCAGCAAUGUGCCAAUUCACACCCGUGGGUAAGGUCAGCAACUAUGACGGGUCCCAAGUGGAUAAAAAAUGGACUCAAGGAUAGCCUGGGCAAAUUGGUUGCUAGCGAAGAUAAUCGAGCUAAUGAGGACAUAGCAGGAGAAAAGAUCCUGGAAAGGGAACCGCAGUGGUUGGAUUUGAGGGAGGACGUUGAUGUAAUAGGUAGGGAAAUUGAGAGAAUAUUGACAGAAGAGUUAGUAAGAGAGCUAGUAGCAGUUUAG